GCCAGACGUCGCUUUCUGUUUCCUCCUCUGCUCCUCUCCUUUCCCAUUCGUCCUUCCCUGCCUCUUCUCUCUCUGGGCGCAGCAGCCGCUUCCACAAAUUCCCCAGCUCCCAAACCCUAAAUAAAUCCCAUCGUCGGAGCAAUCCGCACCAGAAUCCACUUGCUAAUCCAAUUUUCUUCUUGUUUCCUUGAGCCGCUUGCGGUCCUGUCGAUGGGAAGGUGGCCGGCGCUUUCGGCUCCGUAGCGGAUCGAAGGCGCUCGUAGGGUGGGCUCGGCUCGACAGGGUGGCUGUUUGAUGCUGUAGUCGUUCUAAAGUUGAGAUUUUGAUCGGUUUCGCUUAGUUUCUCGAUCGAUUUCCCGGGUAAGAGAUGGGAUGCUGUGCGAUGUUUUUAUCUUUUUUGUUUAUCUCUUUUAGUCAGGCUAGGGAAUUUUUUAUUGUUUCAUCCCGUGGAUUAGGAUAUAUUCUCCCAAGUAUUAAUCGUGGAUUCGUCGGAAAGUUUUGGUUUUCAGCGACUUAUAGUGCUUGUUUCUUCCUUCUGGGGUAACUUGAUGCUGCAGCUCGCUGCUUCCCUUAAAGAUUACUACUCAACUGUUUUGAAGCUUGGGCGCAACAAUAUUGAUCAGUAUCUGCUUGCUGAUUUAAGCUUUGCGUGGAAGGAAGCCAAGAAGGAAGGAGAUUGAUACGAAGGCAGACGCCGCGGCAAUGGCUCCGGCUCCAGCGGCAGCAGCUGGCCCCACCUUUGAGGACCUUGAGCGUGACCUGCAGGCGGUUUUGAUGGACCAGAACCACGCCUCUUCUGCUGAUGAGCUCAGCAUGUUCCGCAGUGGCAGCGCUCCCCCCACUGUCGAGGGCUCUCGCACUGCUAUUGGUGCGCUCUUCUCUGGUCCGCCACCUCAUGCCAACAGCCUUGGUGGUGGUGGCAGUAGCGGCACUGGUGUUGACAUGCUCACUGAGGAGGAGAUACGGUCGCACCCAGCUUAUCUGUCAUACUACUAUUCUAACGAGCACCUCAACCCAAGGCUUCCACCACCAAUGAUGUCAAAGGAGGACUGGCGUGCAGCGCAGCGUUUCCAAGCUGUGUCUGGAGGUACAGGGUAUAGAAGGAGGAGGCCCUCAGAGGUUGGGAGUGGAAACUCGCUGUUCUUGGUGCAGCCAGGGGUACGCGAUAGUGAUAGAGAGAAGGUGCUGCUGAAUGAUAGAAUGGGGAGAGGUGAGAGGAAUGGGCUUACACGACAACAGUCAUCGGAGUGGCUUGGGAGGGGCACUGAUGGGCUCCUUGGGUUGUCAGAUGUCAAUGGCCUUGGGUCUGGAAGCAAGACCUUUGCUGAUGCAUUGCAGGAAAAUAUUAGCCGUCCUGCUGCUACAGCCGGUCAUCUUUCACGUUCCAAUAGCCGCAAUGCUCUCGAGAGCCCAAAUCCAAUCAGGUCCUCUGAUUCAUCCAAAGCACAACUGCAGAACAGAUCAGAAUCCAUGAAUGGCCUGCGAUCUGGAUCCACUUCACCCAGUCUUGUCAGGGUCCAAAGUCUAGGUUCUUCAAUGUCUCAUACCUUUUCUUCUGCACUAGGCUCCUCUACCUCAAGAAGCACCACCCCUGACCCUCAGCUGAUUCGGAGGACUCCAAGCCCUUGCCUUCCUCCAGUUGGAGUUCGGAUGGGAAAUUCUGAUAAAAAGGUUGAAGCUACAACUGUUUUUUCACUUAAUCAUGAUGGUGUUGACAUUGCGGCUACUCUCUCUAACUUAAGCCUAUCUGGAAACAAGAUGUCAAAUGUGGAAACUGAAGUGCAUAAUCAUGUUUACCAGAACUUUGGUGAUCAGACAGAUGUGCUGUUUAAUGUACCGAAGGAACAUAGGCAAUUUUCACAGCAAAACUUAACUCAAAAGGCUGAUGAAGACUCACUUAAUGCCCCCGAAUAUGCAGUUUUUCCAAAUGGGGGAAGUAACUUCAAUAGUUCACAUAUUAGUAAGCUGGCAUCUCAUAGCAAUAGCAAGUUCCCUAUGCAAUCACCACACGGUAAUGCCCAUAAGAAAGGAUCUUUGGUAAACUCAAUUGGUUCAGCUUCCCACUACCAGAACCUGAAUGUUGAUAGCCCUAGCAUUGAUAUAUCUGGACGUCAUGUGAAGACUCAUGCAGGCGGUUUUGCUUCAUCCAUGCUGAACAAUCAACUGAAUUCUGAUGGUGGAUAUGUCAACCUUCUUUUGAACCAAGGGGGAUCCAAUUUUCAGGGUCAAGCAACCGAGAGAAUGUAUGCACAAUACUUGCAGGCAAACCCUGAUUCCCCCCUUGGUGCAACUGCAAGCAUGAGUCCUUUCCAAGGGAGGAGUUUUACUGGUUCAGGACACCUGGACAAUCCUGGAUACCAAAAAGCUUAUCCUGGGUCAUUAUUUGCCCAGCAAAAGCUACAGUAUGGGAUGCCAUACCUGGGAAAGUCUGGUGCUCUUAGUCCGAACAUUUAUGGCAAUGAUCCUGCAUUUGGCAUGGGAACGACAUAUCUAACAAAUCCACCAUCUAGUCCUUUUAUCUCAUCUCAAGGCCAUGUCAAGCAAGGGGAUCGACUAACUCGAAUCCCAUCCAUGGUGAGGAGCACUGCUGGAGUUUCCAUGGGAUCAUGGAAUUCGGAUAGUGGUCUGGUGGAUAAUGGUUAUGGGUCCUCCCUGCUGGAGGAAUUCAAAAUCAACAAAACCAGAUCUUUUGAGCUGUUAGAUAUUGUAGGUCAUGUGGUAGAGUUCAGUUUGGAUCAGUAUGGGAGUCGCUUUAUACAGCAGAAACUAGAAACCGCUUCUACUGAAGAGAAGAACAUGAUUUUUCGAGAGAUCCUUCCCCAGGCACGUUCUUUGAUGACUGAUGUUUUUGGAAAUUAUGUUAUACAGAAGUUAUUUGAAUAUGGGACUGAAACACAAAAGAAGCAACUGGCAAACCUGCUUAAGGGUCAUGUAUUACAGCUGAGUCUUCAAAUGUAUGGCUGCCGGGUGAUUCAGAAGGCUUUGGAAGUGGUUGAUGUUGAACAAACACAAAUGGCUUCGGAACUUGAUGGAUCUAUCAUGAUAUGUGUUCGUGAUCAAAAUGGCAACCAUGUAAUCCAGAAGUGCAUAGAAUGCAUCCCCCAAGAGAGGAUACACUUUAUCAUUUCCGCUUUUUAUGGACAUGUGGUGGAACUUUCCAUGCAUCCCUAUGGUUGCCGUGUUAUUCAGAGGGUCUUGGAGCACUGUGAUGAUGAAAGCACACAAAAUGUCAUGAUGGAAGAGAUCAUGCAGUCUGUGGUUACUUUAACAGAGGACCAGUAUGGCAAUUAUGUAAUCCAGCAUGUUUUGCAACAUGGGAAACCGGAAGAGCGUUCUGUUAUUAUUACACAACUUGCUGGACAGAUAGUGAAGAUGAGCCAGCAGAAAUUUGCUUCCAAUGUUGUUGAGAAGUGUCUUACUUUUGGUGCUCCUGAGGAACGACAGAUUUUAAUCAACGAAAUGCUAGGCACAACUGAUGAGAAUGUUCCGUUACAGGCAAUGAUGAAGGAUCAGUUUGCAAACUAUGUAGUGCAGAAGGUUCUAGAGACCUGCGAUGACCACAACCGUGAAUUGAUUCUUUCCCGUAUCAAGGUCCACUUGAAUGCACUGAAAAGAUACACCUAUGGGAAGCAUAUUGUUGCACGUGUUGAGAAGCUUAUUACUGCAGGAGAACGGCGUAUUGGUGCCUCAUCGUCUUCCUGAGAUCACAAUGGUUACUUGACAGAAAAAAUACCUGUACAGACAGACAGAUAGCGAGGCUAGCUUUACCAUUACCACCGGUAGUCAUGUUGAGUACAACCGGAGAAGUGAAGGCUUCCAAGGCCUUUGAUGUAAAUAAAGCAGAGCCUGUGGAAAUAAAAGAAGAGAUUUUGCUUGUCCUUAAGGAAAGAAAGUUGUAUAUUUGUAUGGUUUCCCCCUCUCCAGGCAGGAUAAAGAAGGCAAAAUAUGGAAGCAUAUUAGCAGAAUGGUUUAGGAUAGAUGAUGAAGCAAGGACACCUGUAGAUUCUUUUGCCUUGGGUUUCAUCAAUGUAUAAGUUUCACGGUGAUGUUUAAUCUCUGUAAAUGCUUUAAUUUACUGACAUUUGCAGAAAUCAAAUCCAUGUUUCUGUUUGUCAAAUGCCUCUGUGCAGCUUUCAAAUAUCAAACUCAUUUUGUCA
Messenger RNA from Phragmites australis (common reed), 4157 nucleotides. Its product is annotated as pumilio homolog 1-like. The record is from RefSeq and is a predicted model, not a curated record. Gene Ontology annotation, biological process: post-transcriptional regulation of gene expression. The transcript has 11 exons. The coding region runs from base 703 to 3702 and encodes 999 amino acids. Gene Ontology annotation, cellular component: cytoplasm. Gene Ontology annotation, molecular function: mRNA binding. NCBI's taxonomy places the organism in Eukaryota, Viridiplantae, Streptophyta, Magnoliopsida, Poales, Poaceae.